Messenger RNA from Lutra lutra (Eurasian river otter), 3470 nucleotides. It is a transcript of the gene SRD5A1, whose product is annotated as steroid 5 alpha-reductase 1. Gene Ontology annotation, molecular function: 3-oxo-5-alpha-steroid 4-dehydrogenase activity. The record is from RefSeq and is a predicted model, not a curated record. The coding region runs from base 221 to 1036 and encodes 271 amino acids. Lineage: Eukaryota; Metazoa; Chordata; Mammalia; Carnivora; Mustelidae. The transcript is spliced from 5 exons. Gene Ontology annotation, biological process: steroid biosynthetic process. Gene Ontology annotation, cellular component: membrane.
CCCGCCGCGCCGGACCGCCUCUGGUCCGACCUGCUGGGCCCGUGCGCUCGCGCCUCGGGCGCUCGGGGAGGAGGGAAGGGGUGCGGCUCGGGCCCCGGCGUCGGCUGCGGGCGGCCGCCUCAGGUAGCCGCGCCCCCCGCCCCCACACCGGGGCCGCCACCUCCCUAUAAGUGGCCCGCCGCGGUCGCCAGACCAUGGGGCGCGUCUGCAGUCUCCCGCCAUGGAGCCGGCCGAGAGGUUCCUGCUGGACAAGCUCGCCUACCUGCAGUGCGCCCUGGGCCUCCUGGGCUCCGUGCUGCUCCGGCUGCUGCGCUCCUGCUACGGGCGCUACGCGUCUCCGGGCUCCGCCUUUCGGGUGCCGGCGCGGGCUGCCUGGGCGCUGCAGGAGCUGCCCUCGCUCGCCGUGCCGCUGUGGGUGUGCACCGUCACGGCGGCCGAGCGCCUCCGCCGAGCCCCCAACCGCAUCCUUCUGGCCAUGUUCCUCGUCCACUACGCGCAACGGUCCUUGAUUUUCCCAUUCCUGAUCCGAGGCGGAAAGCCCAUGCCCUUGUACACGUUUGCAUUGGCCUUCAUGUUCUGUGGCUACAAUGGCUACUUGCAAAGCAGAUACCUGAGCCAGUAUGCCGUGUAUGCUGACGAUUGGGUCACAGAUCCCCGAUUUCUAGUAGGAUUCUGCCUGUGGUUAAUAGGCAUGCUGGUAAACAUCCAUUCAGACCACAUCCUGAGGAAUCUCCGGAGACCAGGGGAGACUGGGUAUAAGAUACCAAGGGGAGGCUUGUUUGAGUACGUGACGGCAGCCAACUACUUCGGGGAGGUGGUGGAGUGGAGCGGCUACGGCCUGGCCAGCUGGUCCGUCCAGGGCGGGGCCUUCGCACUCUUUACCGCCUGCGUCCUCUUCACCCGGGCCCAGCAGCAUCAACAGGUACACCGGGCAUUAGCUAACCGAGUCCACAACCAUGCAGACGUCCAGAGAAGAACCUGCUCUGAGAACCGCCAGGUGCACGUCAGCGUUGUCAUUGGCUGCACCCGAGUCUGAGCCCCUUCAGACGUUCGCAGCUGGAGCCCAUGGUCCCGUGAAGCUUCGGGCAGGGGACUCGUGGUCUGGCCAGGAGCACGCCAUUGGCAGGAUGCCGAGUGCCCACAGCUAGGCCCGGAGGCGCACACCAAGUGCGGAAGAAGCCCGGCUGGACCCUCACGCAGCCCCUGCACAUGAGUGCCCCGCACCCCUGCAGGCCUGCGGUCACUGUCUGGACUCACAGGCUGUGCGCACCGUCAAAAUCACAUUGUUUCCCAAGGCGAGGGGCCCUGGCCUGUGUCAGAUCCUCCAAACAGCCUGUGAUCUCGAAGACCAGUACAAACUUAUAAAAACCAAUCCAAGGCUGUCAAAGCUGAAGCGAACCUAGGGUAGCGCCCUCCCAGUCCGACGCAUGAAGGGACUGAGGCUCAGGGAGCAAAGUCCCAGCUUUUCAGAUGGGAGAGGUCUCGGGCCAUCCCCCGAGGCCACAGCAAUGAUGGAAACUGGGCAGGCGGCUCACGCCAGUGCCCAUGGGGAUCAUUUGUGUCCCCUGAGCUAAAAAGGGCGCUGCCCCCCUUCCCUGGCUGCAUUGCCCCAAACACAUUUCAUGAAGCUCUCCAAUGCCGCCCAUACUCUCGGAGGCACACAUAGACACAGAGCAUCAUCUGACUCCAUGGCGCCUGUCAUCUCUUGAAAUGGGGCAGAGAGAAGCCCCCAGAAGGACAGACUGAUGUCAUGGCAUCAUGGGACGCACGCAGACUUUUCAGAGUCAGAAUUCCUAGGUUUCUUUCUGGGCUCACCAUGUAUUUUAAGAUGCAGAAGAUUAUUACCAGAGACACUGCGGAGAACGGGCAGAGCUGGAAGGUCUCCUUAGCUAGGUUUUGUAGACCAUAUGCCAAAAGCCCAAGAUUAUUGAGAUCACAGGAGAAGAACCCUCCAGCGCUCCAUGCUCUGAGGUGCCCCACUCUGCUCCAGACAGUGGGGGAUCUGAGAGCUGGGACCUGUCCCUAUGCCAGAGCUGCGGAGGGGGACAGAGGUAAGGAAAGCUCACACCAAGAAAGGCUCAGGAAACAGGUUACAGCGUCAAAGGUGACAGGAAACGAAACGAUUUGCUAUGAUGGGUUGAAUUGCGUUCUCCCCCCACCCCCCAAAAAAGAUAUUGCAGUCUUGACCCUGCAAAUGUGACCUUAUUUGGCAAUAGGGGUCAUCGCCAUCGCAGAUGUAAUUAGUUAGGGAGGUCACACUAGAGUAAGCAAGCCUCUGACCCAGCAGGACUGGUGACUUUCUUAGGAGGGAAACUGCACACGUGCACACAAGGACGAGAAGACCACGUGCAGACACACACACAGAGACGGCCGUGUUAAGUGCGGAGGCAGACCGUGUAGUGACGCUGCCACACACCCCCGAGGCUGCCAGCAGCUGAGAGAGGCAGAGAAGGAGCCUCGCUGAGAGCUUAGGAGGCAGCACGGUCAGGCCCCUGACCCCCGGAACUGGGAGAGAAUAAAUUCCUGUCUCUUUGGAAGCCCCUAGCGUGUGGGCCUUUGUUGCAGAAGCCCCAGGAAGCCAAGACACUGGCCUUUGAGCCAUCCAGAAUCCGCUGGGCUGUAAGGAAAGACAAAGGCAACAUGUGUGAGUUCUGGAGCCCUGCGUUUCCUCCUACCAGAUGACACCAUGCCAGCCUGUCCCCAGAGCUCAUGCUGCUGCAGGAUGCGUCUGCCCAGGUGGGAACCAAGCCUUUUGGAGAAAAAAAUAACAGUGACAGCAAUACCAGUGCAUCUUGGUCCAGCCCAGCAGUCCUGUGUUCCUGGGGACCCCUCCUGCCCCCAUUCCUCCCUUCCAUCCACUCUUCCCUCCUCCUUCCCAGGCAGGGCCUCCCCACCAAGACCGCCUUCCCAUCGAUCACAUCGCCUCUGAGGAACAAGCUACUCUUGUGCAUUAGUUCCGUGAGGGAGUAGGAAGCAGAUGUUGGCUGGUUUCUAGUAAUGGAGAAACGAGACGGUACUGGUAGCUGAGAAGUUGGAUCACAGGAAGAUUGAACAAGAGCUGAGUCGGUGGUAAAGACGCUUCCUCAAAUGAGCAUGGGAAAGUCUCUCUUGACAUUUGAGUAGGAGAUAUUCAAAUUUCUAAUGGGAAAUAUUCAAAUUCUAUCAUUGGAACAGGAAAUAGAAAUAAAUAAUUUCAUUUUGAAAUUUGAAUUUGAAUGAACGUCUCUGUUAAUAAAAAGCCAAAGGUAUUCUUUGCAGAAAGCUUCACGAGUUGAAAGGAUUCUUUUUCACUCAUUUGCUAUUUAUACUGAUGUCACUGCAAAACCAAUUUUAAUUGCUGGAAAUUUAAUGAAUUCAGCUUAGUGGAAGUAUGUUCAGAAAUGUUGAUUUACCAGCUGAGGACAAAGGAAAAGCUAUCUUUUUUUUUUUUUUUUUAAACUAAUCCCACAAACCCAGCUGAUUACAGAAAA